This is a messenger RNA of Acanthisitta chloris (rifleman), 2234 nucleotides long. It is a transcript of the gene SNCAIP, whose product is annotated as synuclein, alpha interacting protein. Bases 1 to 1746 code for a protein of 581 amino acids. The transcript has 8 exons. The record is from RefSeq and is a predicted model, not a curated record. Gene Ontology annotation, molecular function: ubiquitin protein ligase binding. Lineage: Eukaryota; Metazoa; Chordata; Aves; Passeriformes; Acanthisittidae.
AUGCCGUGCCAUGCUUUUACCAAGAAUGGUCAGCUGGAGUGCGUUCGAUGGAUGGUGAGCGAAACAGAAGCUAUUGCAGAACUAAGUUGCUCAAAAGACCACCCAAGCCUUAUUCAUUAUGCAGGUUGCUAUGGCCAGGAGAAAAUUCUUCUGUGGCUUCUUCAGUUUAUGCAAGAACAAGGGAUUUCACUGGAUGAAGUUGACCAGGAUGGAAAUACUGCUGUUCACAUAGCUGCUCAACAUGGUUAUCUAGGAUGCAUACAGACAUUGGUUGAAUAUGGAGCAAAUGUCACCAUGCAAAACCAGGUGGGAGAGAAACCCUCACAAAGUGCUGAGCGACACGGGCACACCAUGUGUUCCCGCUACUUAGUAGUUGUGGAGACGUGUAUGUCAUUGGCCUCUCAGGUUGUCAAGCUAACUAAGCAGCUGAAGGAGCAGACGCUGGAACGUGUGACGUUACAGAACCAACUCCAACAGCUUUUAGAAGCCCAGCGGUCAGAGGGCAAGUCAUUACCCACAUCCCCAAGCUUGCCAUCAUCUCCUGCUUCUGGCAAACCCCAGUGGAAACCAUCUGAAGCAGAUGAAUUGUCUCCACCAAAAAGUAAAUUGAACACCAAAGAUGGGAUUCAGAUUCUUGGCAGCUUGGGAACUUCUAGUCGCACUCGAGCCAAGAUGAAAGAUGAGGACUCAGAUAAAACCUUGCACCAACUGUUGGGGAAAGAAAUCUCUGAAAAUGUCUCUAUGCAGGAAAAGCUGACUUUGGAAUUUCAGGAUGUUCAUGCAUCCUCCAAGAAUGUGAAGAAAAUUUUGCCAGAGAAAAGGGAGCUGAAGUUAGCCCGACUGAGGCAACUGAUGCAGAGAUCUCUCAGCGAGUCUGACACAGAUUCAGCUAAUUCUGAGGACCACAAGAACACCCCCGUAAAAAGAACUGACAAAUCAAGGCCUCAGCCUAUAGUGGAGAGUGUUGAGAGCACAGAGAGUUUGAACCUGAUGCUUAAGAAACACACUUCUGCAGCAGGACGCCGCUUCCCUUUUGGUAUCAGGGUCUCUAAGUCUGUGGAUGGCCACAGUCCUUCCCCUACUUCGGAGAGCAGCGAUCCGGAUAAUGAAGCCCCGUAUCAUUCUGGUACAGUACCUCAGAACCAGUUUUGUGGAGACAACUCUCCAUGCAGCACAGACGGUGCCACUGCUCAAAAGGUUGCUACCAGCCCUAAGAGUGCUCUCAAGUCUCCAUCUUCAAAGCGCAGAACCUCUCAAAAUUUGAAACUUCGAGUAACUUUUGAGGAACCUGUGGUGCAGGUGGAGCUAGCAGAGUCAGAACUAAAUGAGGAAAAGGAUAAAGACCGGAGCAAAGGACUUGUGCGGGCUCCACCCAGCUCUGGGGAGCAUGUAGGGGAUCAGCUGAAAAGACCCUUCGGAACCUUUCGGUCCAUAAUGGAGACUCUGAGUGGUAACCAAAAUAACAACAACAACUGUCAAACAGCAAACUUGAUCAAAACCUCAUCAACGCUGCCUUUUACCUCAUUAGGAAGGAAGACAACAGACAGCAAGGGAAAUCCAGCAGUUCUCUCAAAAGGAAGAAACAAGCCAGGUCCUUACUUCAGCUACUCCAGUCUUUCCUCUAGCACGUUGAAUGAAGAACUUCUGUGUAAAUAUGCUUGGCAUGAUGACAUCAAUUGGAAAAGCCAGAAAUCUGACAGUCAAAAGAGUACUGAAGAGCCAGAACUGCAGGAAUUCUUCCUCUAAACCACAUUAUGAUGUCUCACUUUGUUUGAAAUACCUGAAAUGUAGCCUUUUGAAACAUUAAUAUGAGACAUACCCCUCACCAGCAAAACAGCAGCUGUUAGGAUGCCUUAAUUUGUAGCAGUUAGACCAUAUACAAAUCUUUUUUAUGCUAUAUGUGUAUAUGUAACUUGUUUGUAAGCUGUGCUGUGUAAAGGCAUGGAUGAGCAAAAGUAACAAUUUGAAAUUGUUAUGACACAGGCAACCUCCAAAAUGUUUGUUGGGCCACAGAACACAUUUUGUACUUCGUGUCUUGCAUGGAUAUAUUGUCAUAUAUCUUUAUUUCCCUUUGUCAAUGGCAUAUAUUGUCAAAGUUUCAGCCAGGACUCUGCCUGCACAGCUCCUCAGUGAGACCAAGGCAAAAGCAUUGAUUUUUUAUUUUUUUUUAGUAUGCUUUGUCUGUUGUUAUUUCUAUUUUUUGUAAAAAGGAAAUAAAGACAGUGUUAAUAGGA